This is a messenger RNA of Myripristis murdjan (pinecone soldierfish), 3576 nucleotides long. It is a transcript of the gene txlna, whose product is annotated as taxilin alpha. The transcript has 11 exons. Gene Ontology annotation, molecular function: syntaxin binding. Bases 99 to 1736 code for a protein of 545 amino acids. Lineage: Eukaryota; Metazoa; Chordata; Actinopteri; Holocentriformes; Holocentridae. The record is from RefSeq and is a predicted model, not a curated record.
GCGGAAGUGUCCUAUCAUUCGUGCUCACGCUGCUGAGGAAACCAGCAGACCACAGCCACACACAUUAUUUAUUGAGCCUCUAACUACAGAUAGGAAGAAUGAUCAAACAAGACACAGAAGAGCCUACCACCCAGAGUACUGAGGAUGCUCCCCUUGCAACAGGAGAGAUGGAGCUGCCCGCUGCUGUAAAAGAUGCUCCCGACACCAGCAGCCCCAAAGAAUCUGAACCACAGACACCACAGACAAGCACACCGCCACAUGGCGAUGAGGUGGAAAGUGAAGUAGCAGAGGCAGAGGCAGCGUUGUCCCAGUGCGACAUGGCCGAGGAGCUGAGCCGGCAGCUCGAGGACAUCCUCAGCACCUACUGCCGUGAAGCCAUCGCUGACGAUGCCAACGCCCUGCCCAACAGCCAGUCACACAGCCCGGAGCUCAACGGCCUGGCCAACGAGAGGGAUGACGACAAGCAGGAGGAGGGCAAAGUCAAUGGGGGUGGCGGCGGGGUCGAGAAGGAGCAGAAGAAGACGCAGGAGAAGAAGAAAGUGAAGGGUCUGGGUAAAGAGAUCACCCUUCUCAUGCAGACCCUGAACACACUGAGCACUCCAGAGGAAAAACUAGCAGGCCUCUGUAAGAAGUAUGCUGAGCUGCUGGAGGAGCAGCGUAACACCCAGAAGCAGAUGCGAGCCUUGCAGAAGAAGCAGAGCCAGCUGGUGCAGGAGAAGGACCACCUGAGGAACGAGCACAGCAAGGCCAUCCUGGCCCGCAGCAAGCUGGAGAGCCUCUGCAGAGAGCUGCAGAGACACAACCGUACACUCAAGGAGGAAGGGAUGCAGAGAACCCGCUUGGAGGAGGAGAAAAGGAAGGAGGUGACCUCUCACUUCCAGGUGACGCUGAACGACAUCCAGACCCAGAUGGAGCAGCACAACGAGAGGAACGCCAGCCUGAGGCAGGAGAAUGCUGAGCUGGCCGAGAAACUCAAGAAGCUCUAUGAACAGUACAAACUACGGGAAGAGCACAUUGACAAGGUGGUAAAGCACAAGGACCUGCAGCAGCAGCUAGUUGACGCAAAGCUCCACCAAGCCCAGGAGCUGCUGAAGGAGUCAGAGGAGCGUCACGACAGAGAGAAAGACUUUCUGUUGAAAGAAGCAGUGGAGUCUCAGAGGAUGUGUGAGCUGAUGAAGCAACAGGAAGUUCAUCUGAAACAACAGCUGUCGCUGUACACAGAGAAGUUUGAGGAGUUCCAGACCACUUUGUCUAAGAGCAAUGAGGUCUUCACCACCUUCAAACAGGAGAUGGAGAAGAUGACUAAAAAGAUCAAAAAGCUAGAGAAGGAGACCACCAUGUAUCGCUCCAGGUGGGAGAGCAGCAACAAGGCUCUUCUGGAGAUGGCUGAGGAGAAAACGUUGCGGGACCAUGAGUUUGAGGCACUCCAGAGCAAAGUCCAGCGGCUGGAGAAGCUGCGGCGGGCACUAAAGAUCGAACGCAACGAGCUCAGCAAGAAGGUGCAGAACCUCUGCGGUCAGGACGACAGCGCUGCUGGUGCUCCUGCCUCUGACCUGGGGGCCGACUCGCCCUCUCCUCCCCCAACGGACUUGCCGCUGGAGCCUAGCCUUGACCCCAGCGGCCCCCCAGGCCCAGACAUCACACCCUGUCCCCAGUCCUGCCACUGUGACCCAGAGCUGGACACACACACCCUGCUAGAAGAGGCCAGUGCUCAGCCUGUCGCCGCCCAGGACUGAAGCUCCUUCCAUGGGACAGCGCCGCUCACAGUCUCCCCUUUCCUCUCCAGCACCCACAAACCACCAAAUGACCAGCCACCAGCCUGCAAGCCACCACUAGUCUGCUGGAGGACGCUGAUCCUGAGCACUGACCCAGUAGCAGAUGUCAGAGUGCCGGUUUUAUAUGUUCCAGGGUAAAUAUCUGAUCUGGAGUCAGUGGUAGGGUUAGCACCCAGUAACUUUUGUGUGCAUCAUAAAGAUGAUAAGAUUGUGCCUCAGCUCUGUCUCUGUGCUUUUUGUUGCACAUUCCCUUUUCCACCUACAUCCAAUAGAGAAUAACUUAGGCAAGAUAGGAGUGUCAGUGCUGCUUGGGAUGGCAUGAGUCAAAUAUGUUUUAGUCAAGCGGCAUCACUGGGGACUGAGGAAUAAUGUGUGUGUGUGUGUGUGUGUGUGUGUGUGUGUGUGUGUACGAGAGACGGUAUUUUUGUGUGUGUGAGUGUGUCAGUUUGUCUUGAAGGGGUUUGACGCAUAGUCUGCCGUACUGUGAAAGCCACUUUUAGUAGUAACACAUUACUUUUUUUUUCCUUCAGGACAAGUCUUAACAGAUAGAAAGCAAAUUAUGUCUUUAUCCAAAAAAAAUAUUUGAUAUAACACAUAGCAAACUAAAAAAAUAUUGGUAUAUAUACAUAAUCGGGUAAAUGCAUCUUGAUCAUUUUGUUUUUCCAGAAUUUUCAGUGAACAUCUCGCCUGUAGACCAUUUUAGGGAAGUUACUUUUGUACUCUGAUUUGAUCAUCACACUUCUUCAGUUGCACAAUGUUUCUUGUGGACUGUAUUUAUUGUUUGAUGUAUAAUUUCUGAUAUUAUUCAAAUGUGUAUCUUAAGAGCACCACUGUAAAAAAAAAAAAAAAAAAAUACAUCAGUCUAUUUUUCUUAAUGGAGACAAGUUUGUAAACUGAUUUCAUUUUUGACCAACUUGGCAUUCCUAACACUUCUGAGUUCAGUUGAUCAAAUGUUCAUUUGUUUGUGUGGCUUUUUUUUUUUUUUAAUUCUGUCGGCUUUUACCUUGCAGCGAUAACCACUUCAAAGUUGACCAACUUGAUUUUCCUGUCAGCUCCAUCGUUGUGCAUCUUUGUGUGAAUGAUGUGUGCAGAUUACAUGGUUUAGAUUGUCGCCUCCCAGCCCUGAUAAUUGCAGUAGCUUGGAAUCAGGUUUUCUAAGAGAAUGUUCAAGGACCUCUAUGCAACCUCACCUCUGGUUUUUAUUCUGUGGCAGUCUGAACUGACAAGCACUUAGCUGAGAAUGUAUAUUCAUUAUACCCACUGUCCUGCAUGGAUGUAAAACAGCUCAAAUGUUUCCCAACAGAACAGAACUUUUUUUUUUUUUUUGCUUUAGUAUGAACUUUAGUAGCCUAAUUGAAGUAAAUGUUCAAAAUUUUUGUUUGAAAUUGAAACGUUGCACAUCUCCCUGAUGCUUUCAGAAAGCACAGCGACUGAGUGUAGUUUCAAUGAAGAAAUAAAGUAAGAGCAACUAUUAGAAGUUUAUUGUAAUGAAUGACAGUUUAUGAAAGUGUCUUUCCCUUUUAGUUCCAUUUUCUCCUCAGAUAUUCUUAUAUACUACUUAAGAUGUAGCAUCAGGUGAACACUGAUUGUGUCAGUAAUUUUCAGCGUCAAUACAAAUUGCAAAUCUCAUUUCCUUCAUUGUUCCACUGAACAGACUCUUUGUGUCCCCAUUGCCAUUGUGGAUUUGGAGGUUCAUUGACCUUGAGAAAGAACCAAAGAUUGUUUCUUUUUUGUCUGUUUUGCAGUACUUUUAUCUGGUCCUGUAUAUUAUGUUUCUUGUUAAAUAAAAGGUGUAACUAUG